Molecule: messenger RNA, 3166 nt
Organism: Stegastes partitus (bicolor damselfish)
Lineage: Eukaryota; Metazoa; Chordata; Actinopteri; Pomacentridae
Gene: itga2b
Product: integrin, alpha 2b
Exons: 31
Coding region: 8-3073 (1021 amino acids)
Biological process (GO): cell adhesion mediated by integrin; angiogenesis; cell-cell adhesion
Cellular component (GO): integrin complex; external side of plasma membrane
Molecular function (GO): integrin binding
Source: RefSeq, a predicted model, not a curated record
CUGUGUGAUGCUGUGUGUGUCUCUGAGUGUGUGUCUGAACCUGCUCGAUGAAGCUGUGACGUUCACGGGACCAACAGGAAGUCUGUUUGGGUUUUCCAUCGACUUCCACACCAUCAACAACAGGUCCUUCGUUGUUGUCGGAGCACCUAAAGCCAAUACCAACCAAUCAGGAGUGACAGAAGGAGGGGGCGUGUUCCUCUGCCCCUGGUCACCUGGCAGUGGGGCCUGUGACAUCAUUGACUUUGACCCAACAGGUGAUGAGGUCCACAGCAGCUCGGCUCUGACCUUCCACACCUUUAAGAGCGGUCAGUGGUUUGGAGCGUCGGUUCGGUCGGUCAGCAGCUCACACUUAUUGGCGUGUGCGCCGUUCUUCCAAUGGAAUGUUCAGAGCAGAGGGAUGGAGUCAGGCAAGACACCUGUGGGGAACUGCCUCCUACUGGACCACCAGACAGGAAGCUCCACCCCCUUCUCCCCCUGCAGAGGAAUCUUGAUGGAGGACGACUACAAACGGAUGAACAACAGAAACGACCAGCGCUUCUGUGAGGUGGGCUUCAGCGCUGACAUCACCAAGGACGGUCGCCUCAUCCUUGGAGCUCCAGGAAGCUUCUUCUUCCAAGGUCAGGUGUUCACAGUGGGGGUGAGUGACAUCAUCAAAAGUGGGCGGAGUAACAGUCUAAUCCAGAAUGUGGAGGGCAUCAGCCAAUCAGAUGAGAGGGGAGGUUACGACCUGUACCGUGGUUAUUCAGUGGCCACUGGUCUUCUGACUGGAGACUCCACACCAGAUUAUCUGGUUGGCGUUCCAAACGACAGGAACACAGCAGGAACAGUAAAGAUCUAUGACGGCAGAAGCAGUGGAACUUUGAAAGUUCAUCAAACCUUCCUGGGAGCUCAGGUGGCGUCCUACUUUGGACACAGUGUUGCAGUGACUGAUGUAAACGGUGACGGCCUGGAGGACGUUCUGGUCGGAGCGCCUCUCUUUAUGGACAGAGUGAUGGAGAUGCCACAGGAGAGAGGACAGGUGGUUUUGUACCUGCAGAAAAGACAUGGCUCCUUCCCCCGACAGCCAGACCAAUCACUGAUUGGCCCUUCCCUAUAUGGGCGUUUUGGCUCCGCCCUCGCUGGGCUGGGUGACCUGGACAUGGACGGUUACCAAGACGUGGCCGUCGGGGCACCCUGGUCUGGCGUCAGUGGGCGGGGCCAGGUGUUCAUCUACCUGGGCAGCAGUAAUGGUCUAUCAGCCAAGCCCUCUCAGGUGAUUGACAGCCCGUUGCCUGGCAGCAGGACGGCGUUUGGUUUUUCCUUGAGAUCGGGAAAUGACAUUGAUGAGAAUGGAUACCCAGAUCUGCUGGUUGGAGCCUGGGCUGCAGACCGAGCUUUCCUUUACAGAUCGCAGGCGGUGAUCCGGUCCAGAGUUUCCGUCUCUCUGCUGCCCGACUUCCUGAAUCCAGACGUCAAACUGUGUCAUCGAGGAAACACACCUGUGUCCUGUUUUGUUAUCCAGAUGUGUGUUCAUGUGUCUGGUCACAGAAUUCCUCAGAACACAGCAUUGUGGGUGGAGCUACAGCUGGACAGGAUGAAGCAGCCAACAGCACGACGGACCUUGUUACUGUUGACUAAUCAGCCGCAGGAGAUGAUGAAGCUGACGGUUCAGAGGGAGGUGGGCGUGGCAUGCAUCAACCGUACUGCCUACCUGAGGUCUGAAGCUGAAGUUCGGGAUAAGUUGAGUCCGAUCUUCAUCUCCAUGAACGUCAGCCUCCUCAACACGACCCAGCAUGCUUUGCUGCAUGGCCAGACACACGCAGCCACACAAACCAGGAUCAUUCUGGAUUGUGGCGAUGACAACAUUUGUGUUCCUGACCUGAAGCUGAGUGCUGAGCCUGUGUCAGACAGUGUGUUGGUCGGUGGGGAUCAAUCGGUGCUGUUGUCGGUUUCGGCAGUAAAUAACGGAGAGGGAGCCUACGAGACUGAGCUGGUGGUUCGACUCCCUGAACACACACACUUCCAGAGCAGUCAGGGUGUAAACAGGCCGGUGUGUGGUCAGAGGAAGGACAACCAGACCAUCUUAGUGACCUGUGACCUCGGUAACCCCAUGAGACAAGGACACUCGCUGCAGACUCGUCUCCUGUUCAGCGCCGCUCACCUGGAGCAGGUGGAGAGUCACAUCACCUUCGUCCUCAUAGUCUGCAGUAAGAACUCAGUGAGCGCGUGCAGUAACCAGGUGAGCGUGAACGUCCAGGUGAGAGCCGAGGCGACGCUGGAGAUUAGAGGAGGCUCCACCCCUCCAGAAGUGGUCCUGCCCCUCCCUGACUGGAAGCCUGCAGUGCAUCCUGAGAGUCUGGAGGAAGUAGGUCCGCUGGUGGAGCAUGUCUACGAGCUCAGGAAUCAGGGUCCAAGUUCGGUCAACGUCCGGCUGACGGUGGACUUCCCUUCCACAUGGCGACAUCACUUCCUGCUCUACGUCUUUGCCAAUGCUACAGAAGAAUCGCUGAGCUGCUGGACCCUGAAUGCAUCACAGAUAGACCCGUUCAAGCUGCUCAGUAACUCCUCCAGUGUGUCUGCAGUGUCUCCAUUGGUCCAGCAGGAGGAGACAAACUCACACAGACAAACUGUCCAUGUGAACUGCAGCAGCAGUAACGUGAGCUGCAUCAGGUUUGCAUGUGAUGCCAUGGCACUGGAGCGGGACUUCAGUGCUGUCAUCAGAAUAUCAGCACGUCUGUGGACACACACACUCUCACAGACUCCGUACUUGAACUAUGAGCUUGUUUCCUCUGCCUCCUAUGAUGUCAUUAACACAUCAUCAAAAGUGCAACCACUGCUGCUGCAGAGUGGACACACACAGACUCAGCUUAAUGUGACGUGGCGUCCCCCUGAUGGACAGAAAGAAGUUCCUAUUGGCUACAUCAUCCUGUCAAUCGUCUCUGGACUCCUCCUCCUGUGCCUGCUCUGUUUCAUCUUCUGGAAGCUGGGUUUCUUCAGGCGAACUCGCCCCCCCACUACUGAUGAUGAUGAUGAUGAUGAUGAUGAUGAUAAUGAAGAGCAGCGAUUGGCUGAGGAGAGUCACAUGACCGAGUAACACGCGGCGUCACAUGAUGAGUGUUCGCAAAACGAAGAUCUGAUGUUUUUGUUCACUUUGGUAAUUGAUGAUUAAAUUCUGUACUGCAACAUA